Pyrgilauda ruficollis (rufous-necked snowfinch) is the source of this 1187-nucleotide messenger RNA. RefSeq names its product heterogeneous nuclear ribonucleoprotein L-like. The record is from RefSeq and is a predicted model, not a curated record. Gene Ontology annotation, molecular function: mRNA binding. The coding region runs from base 129 to 1187 and encodes 352 amino acids. The transcript is spliced from 7 exons. Lineage: Eukaryota; Metazoa; Chordata; Aves; Passeriformes; Passeridae. Gene Ontology annotation, biological process: regulation of RNA splicing. Gene Ontology annotation, cellular component: nucleus.
ACUACGAGGACCCCCACAAGACGCCGGCGUCGCCCGUGGUUCACAUCCGCGGCCUCAUCGACGGCAUCGUGGAGGCUGACCUGGUGGAGGCGCUGCAGGAGUUCGGGCCCAUCAGCUACGUGGUGGUGAUGCCAAAGAAGCGUCAGGCCCUGGUGGAGUUCGAGGACAUCCUGGGCGCCUGCAACGCCGUCAACUACGCGGCUGACAACCAGAUCUACUUCGCCGGCCACCCCGCCUUCGUCAACUACUCCACCAGCCAGAAGAUCUCGCGGCCCGGGGACAGCGACGACGCGCGCGGCGUCAACAACGUGCUGCUCUUCACCAUCCUCAACCCCAUCUACUCCAUCACCACGGACGUGCUCUACACCAUCUGCAACCCCUGCGGGCCGGUGCAGCGCAUCGUCAUCUUCCGCAAGAACGGCGUGCAGGCCAUGGUGGAGUUCGACUCGGUGCAGAGCGCGCAGCGCGCCAAGGCCUCGCUCAACGGCGCCGACAUCUACUCGGGCUGCUGCACCCUCAAGAUCGAGUACGCCAAGCCCCCGCCGCCGCCCCCCGACUACGGCCCCCACGCCGACUCGCCCGUGCUCAUGGUGUACGGGCUGGACCAGGCCAAGAUGAACUGCGACCGCGUCUUCAACGUCUUCUGCCUCUAUGGGAAUGUUGAGAAGGUGAAGUUCAUGAAGAGCAAGCCGGGCGCGGUCACUGUGUCUCACCUGUCGCAGUCCCUGUCUCACCUGUCUCACUUGUCCCUCACCUGUCUCACCUGUCCCUGUCCCACCUGCGCAGGUGAAGUUCAUGAAGAGCAAGCCAGGCACGGCCGUUGUCUCUCACCUGUCCCACCAUUUUUUCCCCAUUUCACCCCGUUUUCCCCAUUUCCCCCCAGUGUCUCCAAGCAGCACGCCAUCAUGCCGGGCCAGUCCUACGGGCUGGAGGACGGCUCGUGCAGCUACAAGGAUUUCAGCGGCUCGCGCAACAAUCGCUUCUCCACGCCCGAGCAGGCGGCCAAGAACCGCAUCCAGCACCCCAGCAACGUGCUGCACUUCUUCAACGCGCCGCUCGACGUCACCGAGGACAACUUCUACGAGGUGGGCUGCCUUCGGCCUCGGCGCCGUCCUCAGCAUCCUCACCAUCCUCCCCUUCAUCUUCAUCCUCAUCCUCAGCCUCCCCUUCAUCACCUGUACCCCUGA